AUGAGUGAGAAAGAGGGAAACAAUGAGAACCUUCGCGAUAGGUUAGUUCCUCAGCUAAAGGGUAAACUUUGGUACUGCUUGGAACAACAGGUCAAAAACGAACUUCCCGCAGGCGUGAACUAUUCACCCAAAUUUAUCAAUGCGUUGGUAGAGCUGACAUUCACACAAUUAGUCGACAUUGGGGGAGAUUUGGAAGCAUUUGCGAGACACGCGGGACGCGAAACCAUUGUGGUGGACGACAUGAUGCUUAUGCUGCGAAAAUCACCAGAACUGCAGUCUUUGCUGCGACAAAAAUUGGAACAAGAUGCCACCGGAGAGCCUGCUGUGCCAGCAAGAACGAGCAAAAGGUAG
This is a messenger RNA of Lachancea sp. 'fantastica', 351 nucleotides long. Lineage: Eukaryota; Fungi; Ascomycota; Saccharomycetes; Saccharomycetales; Saccharomycetaceae. The record is from the annotation of a GenBank genome assembly.